GUGAAGGGAACACAACAUGUGCAGCGUGAGAGGGCUGUCUCUUAUCUCCCCGUGACGCUGUAAAGAUCACCUGCUGCACCACCAGCUCUCCCCGAUACCUGCCUCGGGUACUUACACUGUACAUACACUCCAGUAGGUCAAGAAUCAGCAACCAACUGCCUUAGGAAGCCAUGGCGUCAUGGACGUGGAACUGGAAGUUUAUUUUAUUUGCAACUGCUUGUUCAGGUUUAGUGCUGGACGGAGUUGAAAAACAUUCAAGAAACAGUGAUGAUCGAGCUGACUGUCCCUACCUGCAACUGGGGGACCAGUGUCUGCUGUUUGUUAACUUCCAGCUGGACACCUAUGAUGUCGCCCAGGCACUAUGUCAAGGUUUUGGGGGGAACUUGGCCAUUAUCAAGACUGCCACACAGCUGAAAGCCAUCAUGGACUACAUCUAUACUGAUGGAGACACCGAAUCAUCUUACUGGCUGGAUGGCAUGUUUAACAACCACACGAGCCAAUUUACGUAUUCAUCAGGGGAGCUUGUGCCUAUGGACACGCCAUUCUGGAGUGCAAGAUACAAUUUUUCUGAACCCAGUGGUGACGGCCUUUGCAUUGACCUUUAUAACAAGGAACAUCACUACCUGAAUGACGUCCCUUGCAAUGGCAUCCACUGUCCAUUAUGCGAAUUUCCUUUUUCAUCAGCUAAUGAAGAGUCAGAGGAGGCGGUGCAGGAGGUGGCGUGUGAGGCACCGUUCACUGCCGUGGGAGACAUGUGUCUCACCUUCCUCACCCAGGAACACAUGUCCUGGGAGGAGGCUGUGGACACCUGCACCCUGCUGGGGGGACAACUGGCCAUGUUUGACGACAUCGAGAUGCUCAGAAGCAUUUAUUUACAUAUACACGACCAAGCAAUAGAGAGCAAAUCGUUCUGGCUGGCAGGCUCGGAUAUGAUUUCGGAAGGAACCUGGCUGUGGACCAAUGGAAACCCCGUUCCUAUGGGUUCACCUUUCUGGGGGAUCACGACGCCUGCUUACUUGAUAGAACCCAAGUGGAACACUGCCCUAAACUGCCUUGGUCUACAGGCCGCCGGAAAACAUUACUUUAGAGCAGUGGACUGUCAGACCCUGCAGUACCCUCUGUGCAUGGCUACCCAGUCCCAAGGGUCUGCCACAGGCAAUGCAAAAUGAGAUUGUGUCAUUUUCCUGCAACCUCAAUGAUUGUAUCUUCACUGAAAAUUAGGAAAACUUGUUGCAGCCAACAUGUCAUAAAAACUUGUUGCAGCAAAUAUGUCACAAAAAUAAAUGCAUAAAAAUUA
Messenger RNA from Procambarus clarkii (red swamp crayfish), 1297 nucleotides. The record is from RefSeq and is a predicted model, not a curated record. Lineage: Eukaryota; Metazoa; Arthropoda; Malacostraca; Decapoda; Cambaridae.